Molecule: messenger RNA, 4204 nt
Organism: Rhopalosiphum padi (bird cherry-oat aphid)
Lineage: Eukaryota; Metazoa; Arthropoda; Insecta; Hemiptera; Aphididae
Exons: 18
Coding region: 205-3237 (1010 amino acids)
Cellular component (GO): membrane
Molecular function (GO): ligand-gated monoatomic ion channel activity
Source: RefSeq, a predicted model, not a curated record
GGUUUUCGGGCUAGUAAAUCAGACUCGAUAAGAGUUUUCAAAAUUGGCAAGGCGUCGUCGAACCGGUUGACAAUACACGAAAUAAAUUACGAGAAAGGGAAUUUCCGCGGUGCUACAUUGAAAUCUACAACAGUAAUAAUCGACAGAGAUCAUUUUUUUGGAUUCGAUAAAAAAAUUACUUCUGACUUGGAUGUAUUCGCUCAUAUGCAUUAUGAAAUGAUCGUUACAUUAACUAAUCAACUUAAUUUUAAAAUAGAACUUACCAUUGUCAACGAUUACGGAUGGUCUCUGGGAAAUGGUUCUUUCGGUGGUUUAACCGGACUUUUACAAAAAGAAGCAAUUGAUUUUAGUGCGACUGGUGUUUUUAUUCGACCAGACAGAAUGUCAGUAAUCGAUUUUACAGUUGGCACAGUUGCAUUACGAACCACAGCGAUUUUUAGGCAGCCUUCAUUGUCUAGUGUACAUAAUAUUUUGUUAUUACCAUUCACGUCUGAUGUCUGGAUAGGCGUGUGUGCAACUUUUUGUGUAUUUGUAUUCACUUUGAUUUUUUUAAUACGCGUGAAUAACUAUUUCGAAGAAAAAAAAUAUAGUACACUAAAUGUUCCAGAAAUAGUAACCUUGGUCCACGGUGCUAUAUGUCAACAAGGGUUCAAUUCAACUUCAACCUUGGUAUCUAUACGUGUCGUCAUCUUGGUACUAUUUUUCACAUCACUUUUCAUAUAUACGUCGUAUUCUGCAAGUAUUGCUGCAUUAGUGCAAUCAAACAGUAACUCAAUCAAAUCUAUUAAAAAUAUAGCAGAAUCGUCAAUGACAUUUAGCGCUCAAAUUAGUCCAUAUGGAAAACUUUAUUUUGAAGAAACCGAGGAUUCCGAUUUAAAGAAACUUUAUAAGACAAAAAUGGUUCCUCGUGGUAAUGAAGCGUUCGUUAGAGCACCAGAAGGGAUGGAAAGAAUUCGAACAGAAUUUCACGGAUUUCUGGUAGAAGUUAUGUCAGCCUACAAGAUAAUCGGCAAAGAGUGGCGCGAAGAGGAGAAAUGUGGCUUGGGCGAAAUUCAACUUUUCAAGAUACCACUUUUAUCAAUAGCUUUAGUUAAAAAGUCUGGACACAAAGACAUAUUCAAACAAAAACUAAUACAACAAAUGGAAGUCGGGCUGAGUAAACGAAUCUCUAGCCAGUGGAUACCUCCGAAGCCAUCCUGUGGAUCGUCCAGUAGAGCAAAACAAUACGUCAGCGUCUCCGUUAAAGAAACAUAUCUAACACUUGCAAUAUUCGGAUACGGUAUUUGCAUUUCAUUGGUGAUUUUUAUACUAGAAGUAUUACAUUACAACUGGAUGAAUCGCGGAUCCAAAAAAAAAAUCGUCCAAGUAGACACUUUUAAAUUUUGGCAAAUUUUAUUAUUUCUUAGAAUAUUUGGUUUCAUCAAUUGUGGCAAUAAUAAUCACAGUAAUUUAUUAAAUGGCUUAAUAAACUUGUUUAAGAAUAUGAACGUACAUACAGUAUGGACUACCACAUGUUGGGACACAAGAAUAAAAAGUGAAUUUCUUAUGAAAUUCUCAAAUGAAGAUAUAUCGAUAAAUUUUGAUUUAAAAAAUAUACAGACGAUUUUAGAUCAGACGCAAAACACGUGGUUUAAAUCUGGAAUAUUAGUUGACUUAUCAUGUGAUCAAGCUUUCAAUGUACUUCAGCAGGCAUCAAAUAGACGACUGUUCGACCUUCAAAACGAUUGGGUACUUUUUAAUCGUCACGGAAAUCCGAAUAAAACAGACGCCCUAGAAAUUGCUUUACACUCAUUCAGAACGCAUAUGGAUCAAUCGUACGUGAUGCCGGAUUCGAGGGUGUAUCUAUUGAUAGAGGUUGAUAGAAAUGUCUGGGAAAUAUGGGAUGGUUUUCGAUUGAGUGUCGCCAAAGAAGUUCAAGUGUCCCGAGUCGGUGUGAUGACACCGGAACGAGUGGAAAUUAAACUCUCCGAUCGUACGAACUUUAAGCGUGUCGUCAUUUCGGCGUCUACGGUAAUUCUAGAACCGAACAGUUUCCUCGGUUGGGAUAAGCCUAUACUUACUCACAAUUUAGAUGCGUUUGCCCAUAUGCAUUAUGCCAUUUGUAAAGUGUUAGCGGAACAAUUAAAUUUCACGCUAAAUUUGACCGUGUCUUCCGAUUAUGGAUGGAAUUACGGUAACGGGACGUACAGCGGUUUAAUAGGACAACUGCAAAGAGAAGAAAUUGAAUUUACGGCUGCUGGUGCUUUAAUGAGAUCAGAUCGAAUGGAUGUUGGUGAUUUGACCGUCGGGACAUUCGUAGCUCGAACGGUCGCUAUUUAUAAACAACCACCUCUGUCCAGUGUCAACAACAUUUUUACUCUGCCAUUCGUACCUAACCUCUGGAUAGUGAUGUUUGUCGUCAUGUCAGUAUUUGCCGUUGCUCUGAUAUUUCUCACGUGGACAUCCAAUUGGUUACAUGGCAUAGAAAUGAAAUUCUCGAUAGCACUAGAUACGGUCAUCUUAGUGUUUGCCGCUAUUUGUCAACAAGGUCUGUCAGUGGCGGCUGCCCACCACUCAAUACCGACUCGAAUAGCCACGUUCACGCUGUUCUUGUGCGCAGUGUUCUUGUUCACCUCGUACGCGGCUUGUAUCGUAGUACUGCUGCAGUCGGCAAGCCGGACGAUUAACACCAUCGUCGACUUGGCAGAAAAACCGAUUACGUUCAGCGCACAGGACACCAAACACAAUUAUAUAUAUUUCAAUGAAACAGUCGAUAAAAAUAUUAAGAAAAUCUAUCUCGAAAAGAUGAAACCACAAGGUACCAGGGCGUUUACGAGUCCGGAGAUAGGCGUGGAACGGGUUCGAAAUGAAUUUCAUUCGUAUUUGGUGGAAAUCUCGUUGGCAUAUCAUUUAAUAGCUAAGACAUGGCAAGAACAUGAAAAAUGCAGUUUAUCUGAAACGGAGUUAUAUAAAAUACCACUUCUUACCUUAUACAUUGUAAAAAAAUCAGGAUACAAAGACGUAUUUAAACAAAAGAUGAUACAACAAUAUGAAAUCGGUUUAAAAUAUCGAAUUACCAAGAACAUAAUGCCACAAAAACAAAAGUGUGUUUCGUCAAACUCGGGUGCAAUACGCUUCGACAGCGUAUCCAUGAAGGAAAUCUAUCCAGCAUUAAUAUUUCUCGGUUACGGUAUAUGCGCUUCGUGGUUAUUAUUUAUGUUUGAAUACAUAUUUUAUAGAACUCAAGUGGAUAAAUAGCAUACAUAAUAUCAGUACGAUACUUAAAUAAUCAAUUUGCUAUUUCAUCGCAGAACACAUAAACGCUUUAUAAUUUAAAUAACUGCCUCAAUAUUACUGAUAUAGGAAACUAUUACCUAUAUAAUAACACGCAAGUACACUGUACCGCAUAUAAUUACUAGUAGGUAAUUAUUUUAAUACUAUUAACCAGAAAUGUGUGCAGACAUAAAACAAAUUACGUUGUACAUACUCCGUCUAACAUCUUAUAGUAUAUUAUUAUAAUAUAUUGUGUAUUAAUAUUCUGGUUGAAUUAUCCAUUAUAAUAUUUCCUAUUAUAAAAUUGUACACUCGUGUACAUCUGAUGAAAAAUGAGCAAUAUGUCGAACAUACGGCUAUCCUAGAUCCAAUAAAUAAUAUAUUCUCACGGAAUGCAUACACACGAGUAGCUCUACAAAUAGUAUGACACCAUAACACCUUCGUGACGACUUCUUGGUUCGGACGAAGAUGUAAUAGAAAAGUUAUGUUAUUCGCCAAACAUAAGCAAAUUAGUGUAAGUUUAAUAAUUUCAAUAAUAAUUAUAAAAAUAAUAAAAAUUAAAUAAAAUGUUUUUGAAAAACAUGUAAUAAUUAAAAAAAAUGAUAAUUAACCACAAGCCAAUGGAACAGCUAUAACAAGGCUCUAACACUAAUACAAUAAAUUUAAACAUUAUUAUAAUUAAAUCGACGAAUUUCUUCGGAUACCGUCUUGACUCUCUACAAUUAAUGUCCUGUAUUUCAAAUCCGAGUUUUCGUAGUUAGGAUCGUUUUCAUAGGAGUUGGACACAGUGCUACAUGUACUUUUUGAACAUUCGCUUAUUGAACCUUUACAUUAAAAUCACACAACAGUUAAUAAGUAAUUUGCUCCAACAGUAAUUCUACCAACCAAUAUAAUAAUCAGACCUCGGAACGAAUGAGUUAAAAUCAGCUGGUUCAUUAGUUCAAAAUGUACG